This is a messenger RNA of Danaus chrysippus (African queen), 1194 nucleotides long. The record is from the annotation of a GenBank genome assembly. NCBI's taxonomy places the organism in Eukaryota, Metazoa, Arthropoda, Insecta, Lepidoptera, Nymphalidae.
AUGACUUCCUCCAAAAAAAAUUAUAUAUUUGAGCCCUUUAAAAUAACUGAGGUAAAAUAUAGAGGUUUUGGCAGUCCUCGGCCUAGAAGUGGACAUCGAAUAGCUUGCGAUGAUGUUAAAAUAUAUUGUUUCGGAGGUUACAAUCCUCAUUUGCCUUUGAACAUAAUACAAAGGAACAACCCCACAUGGACCCCAGGAAUGCCUUUAUUCAAGGAGCUUUGGAGUUUUACAUUAGCUACAAAAAAAUGGAAACAACAUAUUGUAACCGAGAACAUGCCAGAAGAAUUAGCAUCUAAUGCUAUGUGUAUGAGUGGCAAAUAUUUAAUGAUAUUUGGUGGCACAGGAGCACCUUUUGGUAAUAAAUGUAGUAAUGAAGUUAUUACGUGGCGGACGUGUAAUGGUGAUGCCAGGUUGCAGAUAUUGGAUGUGACUGGUUUCAGGCCACCUCCUCAGUAUGGACAGUCAAUUUUAUGUUAUGAUGGCAAUUUCUAUGCAAUAGGUGGUACCAAUGGUUUUGCAUAUAACUGUGAUAUUUACAAGUUAGAUUUACGAACAAUGGUCUGGGGGCCUGUUUUUAUUGGUACUGGUCAAGAAGGUGAACCGCAAGGCAGGUAUCGACAUGAAGUCAUUAGAGUAGGCAAUAAACUGUACAUAAUUGGAGGUGGAACUGGUGAUUUGGCAUUCGAAUUAAUGGAAAUACCUAUGUAUGAUCUGGAAACAAAUACAUGGACUAAACUAGUUCCGAAAGCUGAUGAUUCUAAGAAGGACAUUAGUGCACCAUUAGCAAGGAAGUGUCAUAGUGCGGUGCAAAUAGAAACUGAAAAUGGUGUUCAAGUAUUUGUUGCUGGCGGCACAGACGGACAAAGUGUGUUUGAUGACAUAUGGAGAUUAGAUAUAUCAAAAAUGCAAUGGACUCUGAUGCAAAAAACUGUUCUUCCUCAUCCAUUAUACUUUCAUUCUUCAACAGUAACAUCAAAUGGCUGUAUGUAUAUAUUUGGUGGUAUAGAACCCAACGAUAAUGAGACGAGAAGAAAUAAUAUAUUGUAUAAGGCUUGGUUGUGUAUUCCUAAAUUAAGUGAGAUCUGCUGGGAGGCCUUGUUGAGUCUUUAUCCAAAUCUUGAUCAUUUGGACCGAACCUCUCUUAUACAUUUAGGUAUUCCACUACAUUUUGUAGAUAGAUUACAUGUUUUGUAA